CCGUCGGUAUAGGUUUCUUUCUUUCUUUCUUUCUUUCUUUCUUUCUUUCUUUCUUUCUUUCUUUCUUUCUUUCUUUCUUUCUUUCUUUCUUUCUUUCUUUCUUUUUUUCUUUCUUUCUUUCUUUCUUUCUUUCUUUCUUUCUUUCUUUCUUUUAAAGUGAGCUCCCGGUCGAAUAGCCGAGUAGGUUAUGUUACUUGUGAGUGUUCGCGCCCAACUAGGCACCCUCAGGCCUGUUGUCUUAAACGUUGUACCGGGUGAGAGCCUUCAGCGCUCCCCAUUUGCCAAGUAGUUAAUGCCAUCUCCGUCAAAUCUACAAAUUCAAUAAGACACGUUAAAAAAAAGUUACUUGUGAGUGACAACCCAGUCCUACAAUGCCACAAUGGCGAUAACGGGGUCCGUUUACCUAACCUGAAGAUUUGAGAGGUCCGGUUUUUUAGAAAAGCGACUACCUGUCUGGACUUCCAACCCGCAAGAGAAAUCCAGCCCAAUACAGAAGUGACUGCCUGUCGGACCUUCCAACCCGCGAAGCGAAAACCAGCCCAAUACAGGUACAUCGCAAGUCGUCUGUCGUAGCCCUUAGAAGCCGCGUCCGUAGGAGCCGUUAACGAGGGCUCGGCGUCACAGCUGAGGAUAUUCGUCACGAUUCGGCACUACUCGUGACGACACUCGGCACGUCUACGCACGUCACUUCGGCUAGCUCCGUUGUGAAGAGGUCGAGCUAAAGUCACUCACGCUUUCAUCUCUUUUCCGAGGCUGCGCGGCCAGGCAUGCGCAGUACGGACUUUCAUCAAACGCCGUCAGUGGAGCGGCGCAACCCGCCGUACGACCAACCGCGCCCGAACCGCGCCGAAACAAUUUCUGAACGCAUCAAUAAUUUCAAAAAAUCACCGAACGCGAGCGAAAAUAUUUAAAAAUAAUAUUUAAAAUAAUUCGAACAUCGAACGCUUUUCUCGGCGAGUGGACUUUCAACUGUGUAUACGAUUCAUUAAGUGUAAAUUAUUUAGUGUAAAUGUGUAUAUAAAAGUGCAAUGGAAUAUACAGUUUUAGUGUGUGUGUUACGACUUUUAGUAUAUGUGACAGUGGUUGUAAUUGGAGUUCCUUGAUGAUGUCCCAGUAAAUGGUCGGACGGCGAAACCUACCUCCACAAAAUGGUCGACUUAUAGCAACGGGCUUACAUCUCGAACGGUGGCGUUGGAAGCGGAAAAAUGUUCAUAUUGACCAUAGUGUACUUCAUUUCGCUUCCCGCACUGACUUCCAGGAUGGUCAGAGGAGACACAACCAUGGACGAGAAAACACCACAACCGUUAAUAAGCAGUAGAGUAGUUAGAACUAAAUAUGGAGAUAUCAGAGGCUUUAUAGUGACACCUGAAUCAAGAUUCCUAGAGCCAGUUGAAGUAUUCAGAGGUGUACCAUAUGCAUCACCACCUAUAGGUUCUCUAAGGUUCAUGCCACCAGUCUCCGGUGCUCAGUGGUCAGGAGUGAAAAUUGCUGAGGAGUUCAGUCCUGUGUGCCCUCAAGUGCUUCCAGACAUAAGGAAUGAAACAGCGGUGCUAAGGAGGAUAUCCAAAGGAAGGUUGGAAUACUUGAAGAGGAUAUUACCCUUCCUGACGAAUCAGUCAGAGGAUUGCUUGUAUCUAAACAUCUAUGCGCCAGCUCAAGCAGGCGUACGAGACGCAGUGGCGCGGUACCCAGUACUGGUCUUCGUUCAUGGCGAGAGCUACGAGUGGAGUUCUGGUAAUCCCUACGACGGGACCGUCCUCGCCUCUCAUGCUGGCUUGGUAGUUGUAACUAUCAACUACCGGCUAGGGAUACUGGGCUUUCUUAACCCUCGAACGGACGAGUACCCCCGGUCGCCAGCCAACUACGGUCUCAUGGACCAGAUAGCAGCUCUGCACUGGAUCAAGGAGAAUGUUGCCGUCUUUGGUGGUGACCCCACAAAUGUCACACUGAUGGGGCACGGUACUGGAGCAGCGUGCGUGCACUUUCUCCUGACUUCUCUUGCUGUGCCAGAAGGUCUGCUCUUCCACAGAGCAAUCUUGAUGUCAGGGUCUGGCCUGAGCCCGUGGUCCCUGGUCGCCGACCCCAAUAAAUACGCAGCAAUAGUCGCCACACACGCUAAUUGCUCUCCAGAAUUAACACCACCAGCCCUGCUCCGGUGUUUGCGAGAGCGACCUUUGGAGUCUUUGCUCUCAGCACCAGUGCAGGCACCUGACUUUGCCUACGCCUUUGGACCGAGUGUCGACGGUGUCGUUAUAGAUACUGGUGACAUGCUCGUCAACCAAGACAACGGGUAUGAGUGGGGUGGACAGGCGCUCGCCCGACCAGCUACCGGCAAGAACCAGAAUGCCAUCAACAUUAUCAACGCUGUCUUGAUGAGGAAGAGCGCUGUGGCUCAGCUUACCAAGUACGAUCUUAUGCUCGGUGUGACAAAGGCAGAAGCAUAUUUCGCAUUCAGCGGGGAUGACGUACAAUACGGCAUAGAAGCGGACAGGCGAUCCAAAAUACUCAAGUCAUUUGUCAGGAACACCUAUAGUUAUCAUCUGUCUGAAAUAUUGGCGACUAUUAUUAAUGAAUACACCGAUUGGGAGAGGCCGGUCCAACAUCCCAUUAAUAUCAGGGACGAAACAUUGGAAGCCCUAAGCGACGCUCAAGUUGUGGCGCCGAUAGUAUUGACCGCUGACACGCAUUCUGCAUUAAGACGAAACUCGUACGUCUACGUGUUCGACUACCAGACCAAGUAUGGCGACUACCCGCAGCGACAAGGCUGCAUUCAUGGCGAGGAGCUGCCCUACAUAUUUGGGGCGCCGCUGGUUGGGGGUCUCGCCCACUUCCCCCGAAACUACACGAAGGCUGAAGUGGCGCUGUCGGAGUCCGUCAUGCUGUAUUGGGGCAACUUCGCUAAGACUGGAAACCCAAAUGAGGCCCAAGAAAGCGACCCGAUCCGCGCUGGUAGACAGGAGAGGGUACGAAUGAAGAACAUUGAAUGGACUGCGUACGAGGCUGUGCACAAAAAGUACUUGAACAUCGAUAUCAAGUCCAAACUGAAGAACCACUACAGAGCGCACAGGUUAUCGUUUUGGCUAAACUUAGUGCCAGAUUUGCAUCGUCCAGGAGGCGAAGACGUGCCACCGUCCCAUCAUCAAUUAGAAAAUGAAGAAGUGUCACCGCCACAGCCGACGCUCAAGACAUUCAGUCCGCCUAUCAAAAAGACAACUGACUUGGUCUUGACUGACACGGCACUAGCCACAAAAGUUCCAGUUUUAGGCGUCCUAAAUAUAACCUCGCCUUUGAAUUUCAAUAUUGUUGGAAUCAACACUGCCACUCAAAGUACUGUAGGAGGGUCUGACAUUCACAAGUCAGACGCAACAACCGCGACACCGCCCGAAGAUGGUUUCGCUGCUUAUUCUACAGCCCUUAGUGUAACUAUAGCUAUAGGAUGCUCUUUACUUAUACUUAAUGUACUUAUAUUUGCUGGAGUAUACUACCAGAGAGAUAAAACUAGAAUGAAUGGCCCGGAUGGCCCGAAUGGUUCUCAUCUAAAGAAGAGAGCUGAGAAUGGACAAAUGCCAAAUAACAUUUGCGGGGAUCUAGAAGGUGCUUUGACGUAUCAGACGAGUUUAAAAAACGAUCCUGCUACGAUUCUGAGCCACCACCAUACACACUCACACCACCAGUUGCCUCCGCCAGAAUUUGCUGAUUUGCCGAGCAAUAACGUGGCGAGUAUGGCGACGUUGCCGAGAGCGCCGCCGCCUCCUAAACUAGGGAAAAGUAACAUAAAUACGUUAGCAAGUGGCCAGUUGCAAGAGAACCAGCCGUUGCUAUCGACGCAUCAAAUGCAGAUGAUGAAUACGAGUACGUUGACGAAGAAGAACACUCAAUUGAACGCUAAGUCGAAUGUGACGAUGGAGGAGUUGAGAGUGUGACGUCAGAGGGCCUGACUGCAACGAGCCGGCAGUUGCAGUGACGUGGUGCACCACGACGAGAUCGUGUGACUUGAGCCGGACCUUCUCAGGUGUGUCACAGAUUACAUAUAGACUGUUUAGAUGACGUGAACAGCUUCGAUUUCAAGCAUCAAGAUUGACUGUACCUCUUGAUCAGUACUAUAAUCUAAAUCAUCAAGCAAUAGAUGUGACGAAACUAGUGCUUUGAUAGAACAUUGGACUUGCAGUCGAAGCGUUUCUAAAGUAUCAGUUUCUAUAGAACUCUUUAUCUGUGCCACUUGAUAGUAGAAGGUACUAGACACUUGUGAAGUGACAAAAACAGUGAAAAUCAUAUCUCAAAAACAGUGAAGGGUGUUUAAAGUUUUCAUUCUAGUGGACGAUAUUAAAAUUAUGUAAUUUUCGGUGUAUAUGAAUGUAAAUAGCGUUGUGUAUAAGGGAUAAUGUGUAAAUAAUUCAGUAGUGGUAUCGCAUAUCCAUCCUGUAGGUAAACCUCGUUUGAAUUGCAGCCUUGAGAAAGGAACAGGCGGGGAAAAAAAUCAUACCCGUGCUAAGCAAUUACAGUAUCCGUUACUUAAAGAGUAUGUCUGAAUUUCUGCAACUUCCAUUUAUAUAUUCAGAGUUGUUAUUUGUAUCAAAUAAAGGUAAAGAAAUAUAUGCCGGUUCUCGCUCAUGUAAUAAGCAACUCUCAGUUGACUGGAUUACCAAUAUUUACAAUUAUAAUAAUCUUAUUAGUGAAGUUAGUAUAUUACAGUACGACGGAAAAUCCAGGUUCGUUCAUUUUAUUUAUUUGGCAAACAAGUACAUAAUUGACGAAAGUGUACCUACAUUGAAUAAAUAAGAAAGUUUCGUAUUAAAUGAAUACAAAAACUUAACUACUGAAAGUAGUAGAGUCGUAAAAGAUGUUUUUUUAGAAAUCUAAUUUCAUCCAAUAAUUAAACAAAUUCUAAAACGUUCCAUGAAUUUGACUUUAUAAAUAGGUAUGUCUAAAUAACUGACAUUUAAGAAAUGAAAUGAACUUAAAAUAGAAAACAAAUAACGAAUGAUUAAAUAGACGACUGAAAUGUUGCGAAUUUUUUUUCGAAUGAAUUGAAUGAAUAAUAUGAAACACCAAAUAUUUCACACCUCAUUUUGAUUAAGGAGCAAUAAAAAAUAUUCUAGUUUUUGCAGAGUUAUACGAUAAAAACGGUUCGUUUGGAAAUGUAUGAGUAUUUUCAAAUACUAUUUUGUCAGAAUAGAAUUCGUCGCUUAUUAUUUUGUCAUUUUGCCGAAUUGUAGAAAAGACGUCUCGCUUGGAAAAAUAAUCGAUUUCAGAAGGUAUAUUUUUGUAUCUUGGUUCGUAUUCCAAAUGUCAAAGAUAUUAUUUUUCGUGUCCUGUACCUGAAUGUAUUAUAUAUCAGCCAACAUAAUAACCGAUAACGGAGUAUUUAUUAGUUUUUCAAAAAAAUCUGUGGAUUCUUUCCUUAUUAUUUUAUAUUCAAGUAUCUUAUUGUCUUCACUACACUUUGAUAGAAGAGAUCUAUUUUAUAGAAAGGUGGGCUACCUUAUUGUUUAAAAAAUAUAUGUUUUGUUUAUUAUGUGCGAAAAUAACACGUGGAGACCGCUCAGGUAAGGGCAUAGAUUACUAGAUACUUACUCCACAAGCUAUAUUUUAAAGUAGAAUCCACUUGAACAACUAAAUCAUUUAUUUUUCGAAAUCAAUAUUCAAUUUUUCCUACAGCCAUGCACAAAGUGUUUUGUUUCACAUAAAAAAUGAUUAGUUUUCCAUUGUUUAUUCACUGGAGUUUUUCGGACAGAUGUUUUUUUCUACAGUUCGCAAUGAUUUUAUUUUAUCGUCUACUGAACAUUUCAGUUUAUUGAAUUUAUUAGUUUUAAUUUUUAUAAUAGACGGACCAAUAGUGUAUGUAAAUAUGUAAAUAAUGUUAGAAACGGUAUAACAGGUUGUAUGAACCCUACACGUUAGGCCUCGUAGCCUGGGGCCUUUUAACUUAUAAUAGUAAUUAUUAUUUCAACCAUGACUGAGGCUGUUAUAUUAUUAAUAUUUAUUAUUAUCUUUUAGUUUCAUAAACAGCAAUAAAUUGUUUGUAUCAAGCAUUUUGUCCGUGAAUUAGAUUUAUUUAGCAUGAGGAUCUGUUAAGGAUGUUGAUUAAUAUUAUAUCGAUCUUAUUUACUCUGUUGAGGUUUCAGGGGUUCACGAUGAUCAUCGCCAACCAUCAACGAAAAAAACGUUAGAUGACACAGAAUCCUCUGUUCCAUCAAUAAAAAAAAUCUAUAUAAAUAAUUUAUAGCCAGAAUCGAACUCAAACCAAACAAAACCAGUCUUUUUAAUAACGAAAAGAUAGCAACAUAUAUUACGGAGUUCUAACAAAAUAUGACAGAAUCAAAUCAAUUCAAUGUAUUCCACAAAACUUCACAUUAACAUAUAAACAUAAUUCAUGGAUACAGACAUAGAGAAAAUUAAAUAUAAAAAGAUUCUGACUCUCGGAACCUGCAGCUCUUGUCAAGCCGGGACAAGCGUGUUAACCAUUACACCAACGGAUCCUCCUCCUGUCCAUGCGAAAUUCUUCCAUCUAUGUACGCCAUCUAUUUAGACAUGGAUACAAAACACAUAGAUAUUCAUAAUAUAAAAGCAAUAGCAUCAGCUAUAACACAACUUUUAUAGAAAAUAAUGCACGACAAUGUCUUACUUAAGUAUCCCGUUUUUACAGGGUUGAAGGUUUCUGAUUCUGAUUCAGGGGUUAUAUUGGUAGAAGCCUAUAUCGCUAGAUAAGCGGAUCCUAUGAAAACGGGAUAACGCUAGGGACAUGAUGAUGAUGACAUCGCUAUAUUGGUAUGAAAUACUAAUAAUAGAAAUCUAUUUAAAAACCGGAGAUUUCCACGAAUGAAUUGACAAGGCCGGAUGAUAAGGUAUUGUUGAGUUUUACAGCCCAAAAGUUAUCAGUUUUAGGAAUCUGUCCCUUCUUCUUUGUAAAGAGAUUGAUAACAUUUAUUCAACAUCCUUUAGCGCUGUACAUAAUAGGAUAUUUUUAAAUUCCAUCAACUUCAUCUAUUUGAGAAUAUGGACAAGAGCGGACGAGAUUUUUGUUUGCUUAGUUGAUAGAAGUGUUUUGUACAAUACUGUCGGUACAAAGAAUGGUGUUAGGAGAAAUUGGAUCAAUAUUAAAUCGCUCGAUGUCGUAUUUUACAUAGUAAAGUCCACCAAACCCGUUGAGUAAUGAAUUAACGAUACAUUCAUUUUAGAUGAGAGGUUAGACUAAUACAUUUUAUCUCCAACACCAUUUUUUGCGAGAUGACUUAGCGAAUUAAUUUCCAUUAAAAUAAUUAAUUGUACAUACCUCCAAAAUGCACAAAUUUUGUUACCAUGUUAGUGUAUUUAUAGAUACAAAUAUCGAUACGGUCUGUAAGAAGACUUCAUAAUAAAAUAAUUACUGAAAGUACAGACUAAAAAUUUUAAUAAAAUACGAUUGAAAAUU
Molecule: messenger RNA, 7411 nt
Organism: Pectinophora gossypiella (pink bollworm)
Lineage: Eukaryota; Metazoa; Arthropoda; Insecta; Lepidoptera; Gelechiidae
Gene: Nlg3
Product: neuroligin-4, Y-linked
Exons: 16
Coding region: 1206-3923 (905 amino acids)
Biological process (GO): postsynaptic membrane assembly; presynaptic membrane assembly; neuron cell-cell adhesion
Cellular component (GO): synapse; postsynaptic membrane; cell surface
Molecular function (GO): neurexin family protein binding; signaling receptor activity
Source: RefSeq, a predicted model, not a curated record